Messenger RNA from Podarcis raffonei (Aeolian wall lizard), 1019 nucleotides. RefSeq names its product chromosome 8 C1orf109 homolog (gene AIRIM). Bases 220 to 948 code for a protein of 242 amino acids. The record is from RefSeq and is a predicted model, not a curated record. Gene Ontology annotation, cellular component: nucleus; cytoplasm. The transcript is spliced from 5 exons. NCBI's taxonomy places the organism in Eukaryota, Metazoa, Chordata, Lepidosauria, Squamata, Lacertidae.
CCAAUCAGAAGCGCGGGAGAGUGAGUUGGACCAAUGGAAACUCGGCGGGAGGUGGCAAAGCGCGCAAGCGCAGAUUGAAGGGACUACAUUUCCCAGCACACCCCACUCCCCACCCAGCGGAGUCCAAGGCCUUAGCGGCACCCGCGUAGCGCCGGCGAGGAAGGGCUGGGGUAGGUCCUUGCCUGGCAGCAAUAGGCUUUUGUGCCGGAGAGAAGCAGGAUGGCUUCUGGGGGCUCCAGUUCCCUGCACACCAUUCAUGGUGCCCUGCAGGAGUGUUUCCGUGCUCUCCAGGAGCAACAUGAGGUUUGGAAGAGAGUGCUAGCUGCCUGCACACCUCUUCUCAGUUCCUUGGCCAACCUGGCUGAGCAGAUGCAGGCCUCCCAGAAGGUCUCCUUUGCCAACACCCCCCUGCGAGACUUCCCAGAUCUGCCAGAGAGGCUGAGGCACAAGCAGCAAUGUGCCAUGGAGGCUUUGCUGGAGGUGCUGCAGCAGGACCACCUAAUGGAGCUCCAGAAAGUGAGGGAUACUGUUGGGGUCCGUGUGGACAGCGUUUUCCGGCUCUGUGAGCAGCCAGGAGAUGGCCUAAGCCUGGAGACGACCUUCCAACGCUCUGCAUCAUGCCCCUCAUUGGCGGACAUGCUGGAGUGGCUUCUGGAUGUUGAAGAAUUUUACCAUCGUGUAUACUUGGGGCUCAAGUUUCUCCUCCUUCAGGUUAGCUACACGAAUCUGAUGGAGAUGCAAGCUCUUCCAAAGGCCUGGGAGCAGGUGCUACAGCAGGGCCUCCAAAACACAGUAGAAGAGCCCUCUUCUGGUCUGUCUCUCAGAAGUGUUGCUGAAGGUCUCCUACUUUCUGGAAGCGGUGUAAGGACAUGGAACUUGCUCAUCUUCCCAAGAGAGGCCAGCUUUCCCGGGACAGCUCACCACCAUGUGAAGAGGCCCAGACCUUAAGCAGGGCUGCUUUUUGUUUUCGGAUGGAGCUCCCCAGCCCCGCAGUCAGAAGAUGCACAAUUCCGGAUCCU